CUAUGGAUAUAUCUUGAUGAAAACAAUUUUAUUUAUUUAUUUUUGUAAAGUAAUAUCGCAGCGAGAGAUUUAACUUGUAAAUUUGAAAAUGGAUCGAUGGGCAUAGUUGCAGCAGAGAGAUACCCAUACCCUACCGCGAUUGCAGGGUUUCCUUUUACAGAUUUCCGGUGAUCUUCAGAUCUGAAUUCUAGGGUUUCAAUUGAGUCUCAAGAUGUUUUGGCGUAUGACCGGCUUGUCCACUACGUCUCCGGUGGACACAAUAUUGGACAAGGAAAAUUUUACUCUGGAGGAGCUUCUAGAUGAGGAUGAAAUAAUCCAGGAAUGCAAAGCUCUUAAUAACCGGCUUAUCAAUUUUUUGAGGGAAAGGACCCAGGUUGAACAACUUGUUCGGUACAUAGUGGAAGAACCUCCAGAAGAUGCUGAAAAGGGGCGAACUUUUAAGUUCCCUUUUAUUGCUUGUGAGAUCUUUACAUGUGAAGUCGAUAUCAUUCUCAAAGCCUUGGUGGAGGAUGAGGAGUUGAUGAACAUGCUAUUCUCCUUCCUUGAUCCAGAACAGCCUCAUAGUACUCUUCUGGCUGGCUAUUUCAGCAAAGUUGUUGUAUGCCUGCUGUUGCGGAAAACAGUUUCCUUAAUGAACUAUAUCCAAGCUCAUCAGGAUAUUAUCAAAAAGCUGGUUGACCUGAUAGGAAUUACAUCAAUCAUGGAGGUUCUUAUUCGACUGAUUGGCGCUGAUGAACAUCUUUACACGAGUUAUGUAGAUUCAAUGCAGUGGCUAGAAGAUACAGAUGUGUUGGAGAUGAUUGUUGAUAAGUUUAGCUCCACAGAUUGUCCUGAAGUGCAUGCCAAUGCAGCCGAAGCACUUUGUGCUAUAACGAGAUAUGCUCCCCCAGGACUGGCUGCCAAAAUAUCCAGCCCAAGUUUUGUAACAAGAUUAUUUCGUCACGCUUUGGAGGACUCACGGCCAAAAUCAGUUUUAGUCCAUUCAUUGUCUGUGUGCAUAUCUUUAUUGGAUCCUAAGAGACAGACCUCAGGGACGUAUUACAUUUACAACCGGCAAUCGACACCUGGAUCUGUAGUCACUGCAAAACCCGAGACUGUGGAAGGCAUGUUGGAGAGCCUAGGGAGUUUGUUAAAGCUCUUGGAGGUUUCGGCAGAAGAAAGUGUUUUGUUUACAACAUAUGGAAAGCUGCAGCCACCACUUGGGAAAAAUCGACUAAAGAUUAUCGAAUUCAUCUCAGUCCUAAUGACUGUUAGUAGCGAAGCUGCUGAAAAGGAGUUGAUUCGCCUUGGUGCCUUAAUACGUAUUAUAGAAUUAUUUUUUGAGUAUCCAUACAAUAACUUCAUUCAUCACCACAUUGAACAAAUAAUAGAUUCUUGCCUUGAGAGCAAGAACGUUUCCCUCAUUCAACAUAUUCUUGAAGAUUGUCAUCUUAUCAGGAAAAUUCUUGAUGCUGAGAAGAAUUGUGUGCUGGAUGCUGAUCCAAAGAAUCCAACACUCCCUGCAGAUGGAAGAAGGCCACCUAGGAUAGGUAAUGUUGGGCACAUGACACGUAUAGCAAACAAACUUAUUGAACAAGGGGCUAAUAUCACUUACAUAGAGUCAUAUUUGCAGGGUGACAGUGAAUGGGUAGAGUGGCAUACAGGUGUACUUACCAAGCGCAAUGCACUUGAAAAUGUGUACCAGUGGGCGUGCGGGAGACCAACUUCACUCCAUGACCGUGGUAGAGAUAGCGAUGACGAUGAUUACCAAGAUAGAGACUAUGACGUGGCAGCUUUAGCCAAUAACUUAAGCCAAGCUUUCCGAUACGGUAUAUAUGAAAAUGACGAUAAUGAUGAGGCUCAUGGCUCACUGGAAAGAGAUGAUGAGGAUGUCUACUUUGAUGAUGAAUCUGCUGAAGUGGUUAUAUCUUCACUUCGGCUAGGAGAUGACCAAGAAAGUGGGUCGCUUUUCACAAAUUCAAACUGGUUUGCUUUUGAGGAGGAGAGGGUGGUUCAUGAACAAUCAACCAGUGCGGUUGUAUCUCAGUCACCAGACACCGACGCUACUAUUGACAACAAAGAUGUCGAUAGCGGUGAUGAGGUUACUUCUAACGAAAACGACAAAGACUUGGUCGAUUCUGCAACUUCGGAGUCCCUUGAGUCAAAACCUGGCCCAGAUGACACUGCUAUCAGGAAAUCAACCGAUGAGUCAACACCAAAUGAGAGCGAUAAGCCACCAGAAUGGAUCGAAUGGAGAGAAUCAGAAUCAGUCCAACCAGAACCACAGAUUGAAACAGCGGUUAAGAUCACUGAGUUAACUGAUAGCCUCCCGAAUGGUAAUCUUGAAGUGACUUCAACGGCUGAUAUUGCUGGUGACGGUCCUAACAAAGCGGAGGUUUCUCCACCAUCUUCUACCACUGACAAGUCGGAGGCGGUGGCAGACAGUGGCGGCAAAACUGAUGUUGGAGGAAACCCAGCCGAAAAAUAAUGCGAUUCUAUUGGGUGUGGUUUGGUUGGGUUUUCAAAGCUGGACAGCAUUGUUCUAUUUGUAGGACAGGAAAAAUGCUUGUGUAAUUCAGACUAAUUAUGUACAUUAGUGAUGGAGCAUACAGUUGGAAAUAGGGAUAAUGAUUCUUUCGCCCUCCCGUUGGUUUACCAGAUCGAUGGCGGGGUUCUCAUUCGAAGAUUCUCUUACUAAAUGGUUGUAUGUUAAAAGUCUUAUGCUCCUUUUCAUCGUUAAGAUUCUUAAUGUCUAAAUUUCAUUUAUGAACGAUAAAAUAAGAUAAAACUAUCCGAUAACGUGGAUGAAGAAUGCAAGUUUUGAUUUUUUACA
Messenger RNA from Helianthus annuus (common sunflower), 2812 nucleotides. RefSeq names its product serine/threonine-protein phosphatase 6 regulatory subunit 3. The record is from RefSeq and is a predicted model, not a curated record. Gene Ontology annotation, molecular function: protein phosphatase binding; protein phosphatase regulator activity. NCBI's taxonomy places the organism in Eukaryota, Viridiplantae, Streptophyta, Magnoliopsida, Asterales, Asteraceae. Bases 212 to 2467 code for a protein of 751 amino acids. The transcript is spliced from 20 exons.